Molecule: messenger RNA, 1128 nt
Organism: Photinus pyralis (common eastern firefly)
Lineage: Eukaryota; Metazoa; Arthropoda; Insecta; Coleoptera; Lampyridae
Product: hyaluronidase-like
Exons: 4
Coding region: 43-1119 (358 amino acids)
Biological process (GO): carbohydrate metabolic process; hyaluronan catabolic process; defense response
Molecular function (GO): hyalurononglucosaminidase activity
Source: RefSeq, a predicted model, not a curated record
AAUGUCUCGACUUGGCUACCUAUAUAUAGAGUCAUAAGCAAAAUGGAAAUGGAACAUUUAAGUCCAAUUAGCUUCCGAGUUAAGAUGUACCACGCAGUUUUUUUCCUUUUUUUGACUUACCUCGGCGAAUUCGCAGCGGAAAGCAGUACCGAAUUUCGCGACCGAAGGCCACCUUUCAUAACAUACUGGAACCUACCCACAUUUCAGUGUGCCAGAUACAAGCUCGGCUUCGACGAGCUGGCCAUGAAGUACAACAUCAUCCAGAACAAGAACGACACAUUCCGCGGUGACCGAAUCGCUCUCCUUUACGAUCCAGGACUAUUCCCGGCGAUCCUACCGACCGACGAGCUGAAGAACGGCGGCGUUCCCCAAGAGGGCGACCUGGCGAGACAUCUUCGCGCUUUCGAGGAGGACAUCGCUCGCCUGAUUCCCGACGCGAACUUCGCAGGCUUGGGCAUAAUCGACUUUGAGGAUUGGCGCCCGAUUUAUCGGCAGAACUUCGGCACCCUCGCGAAGUACAAGGAUCUCUCCGAGAAGAUCGAGCGGCAGAGGCACUGGUUUUGGUCCGAUGCGCGAAUUAAGGCCGAGGCGGCGAGGAGGUUUGAGGAGUCUGCGCGCGCGUUUAUGGAGGGGACAUUGAAGAUGGCCCAGAGGUUGAGGCCGCGAGCCUCUUGGGGCUACUACGGAUUUCCCCACUGUUUUAACAACGACAUGGAGGAGAGGUGCGCCCCUAACGUUCAAAGUGAAAAUGACAGAAUAAAAUGGUUGUUUGCGACAAGCGACACCCUCAACCCAUCGCUGUACCUCAGACAAGCAUUUUUCACGCCCACUCAGCGGGUGCAGUUUAUCAAAGGACGAGUUCGGGAAGCUCAACGGAUAGCCAAAACUCUGAAUACGCAAAAGGAGCGCGCCAUUAUCCCAUAUUACACGGUGAUACAUCCGGAUACGGAUCGGUUCCUAUCCGAGAGAGACGUGGUGAAUUCAAUUUCGACCUUGAGAGAGUUGCAAGUUGAUGGCUUAAUUGUUUGGGGUUCUAGUAAGCAUGUAAAUACGCAACAGAAGUGCGAAGACUUGUAUACAUUUAUUGAUACCGUUUUCGGUCCAGCCUUAAAUAAAUAGAACUAAUAA